Molecule: messenger RNA, 1575 nt
Organism: Ixodes scapularis (black-legged tick)
Lineage: Eukaryota; Metazoa; Arthropoda; Arachnida; Ixodida; Ixodidae
Product: sex-regulated protein janus-A
Exons: 3
Coding region: 255-629 (124 amino acids)
Biological process (GO): peptidyl-histidine dephosphorylation
Cellular component (GO): cytosol
Molecular function (GO): protein histidine phosphatase activity
Source: RefSeq, a predicted model, not a curated record
GUGCGCGGCUGUGUCGUCAGAUGUCGCUCCUGGAGUUGGACGGCUUCGGCUGGUUUGGCGAGACCUCCGAUGUUCGCGGGUCCGAGCCCCGGACCCUCCUCUGUUUGGCUUCCUAAAAAUAGGCAACCGCGCUCACUGCUGCAACAACCUUGAAGAAGCCGCCGAGCCCCACCGGCGAUACUUCCAGGCUUGACACACUCGGUCGAAGCUACUUCCCGGUUGAGUCAUCGAUUGGAUUGGCAGGCGGCCACAUCAUGUGCUCGGUCACGGCAGCUCUGAACAACAUAGCAGACGUCAACCUGGAGGUUGGACGGAGUCGCUAUGUCCUCAUCAAAGCUUACGAGAAGGAAGACGAGGACAGCUAUAAGUACAUUGUCCGAGGGUCGGUACUGGCUGCCAACCAUACCGAGGUCUACGACAAGGAACAGGCCGCCCUGAAGGCAGCCGGCCUGGAGAGUGAAUGCGUAGGGGGCGGCUACAUCAUCCACCUUCCGGACACCAAAGAGCUCAAGGUGUACGGGAAUUCGCAGACAUACGGCAAGGCCGACCACGCCAAGGCUACCGAGAUCCUCAAGAAGCAGUACCCGACGUACAGUUCCAUCACGUGGUCCAACGACGUCAUUGUGUAGUGUGCCGCCGUCUCCGAAUUCCAGGGUUGCCGCCUCUCGUGGGAGGCCAGCUUUUAAACUUUGAAACGAGUUUGCUUGGCGUGGUUUCUGGAGCGACCCCACAUAGACGAAGGGAGGGACGUGCACCCCAAGGGCCGACCGAUGAGAAGGGAAGUCUCCCUGAAUUCCUCCUUUCCGUUCAAGAAAAUGGGAGGCCCUUCCCCUUUCUGUGGGAAGUAGCUCAGAGACCCGCUUCUAUAGAAAGAGUGCAUGAGGGAGUGGAGAGGAAACAGGGAACUGGUUUUAUUCCUGGCAGAUUACUAUCCUGUAGGUCGGCCUUUAAUUGAAAAUCGGUUCAGCUGCAGCUGGACUAUGAAACUGGUGUUAGAGGAAUCCAGCUGGAAAUUACUUAGUUCAGCGAGGUCCACUUCCAUAAUUCAGCUACAGCUGGGCCGAUUUCCACUGAAGGGCAUAAUUUAUAUUUGAGUUUAGAUCCAUGCUAAGUUGUGGGAAGCAUGUGCUUUCCACAACUCGAAGGCUCCUACGGCUUCGGGAAUGCUGCACAUAAAUUGCGAGCUGGGCUACUGAGGAUGUUGUAGCGAUCAGCAUGGAAAGUUCCUGUAGCAACAGUGAGGAUACUGGUUCUUUAGCAAAGCUCAUAGGUGGCUAACUACUGGAAUCUAUUCAGAGCUGCACAUGUUUCUAGUGUGGUGGUUUAAAAGAGCCGCUUGCAGUGGUCUUGGAGGCAAUUUUUGAUUGCAGUUUCGAAUGGUAUGGUAUCGCUGCAAACCGAAAGAAUCCAAAAUCUGGGAAACCAGUUUUGCAAAAGAUUUCUGGUCCAAUGUCUAUGCUGGACAUGCAGACCGCAAAAGCAGGCUGUGGUUAUUUCACCUGGAUGUUGUUGCUGCUUUCUGUCCUAGUUUUGCAAGUGUUACAAAAAUAAAGCAGUUUUAAUAUUCAAAUCUCA